AUGUCCUUUAUCACUCAAUUCGCUGGAUCCGAUCGAAAAAGGGACCGUCCUCAAGAAUCUCCUGACCAAAUCAAGUCGCUGAGCAUUGCUGAUGUGCAGAAAAUGAUCGACAACUUCACUAAUACUUUUCUCAAAGUGUCCGAUCAAAACGAGAAGCUGGAACAAAUGGUCAUCACACUCACUGCUACCGUCGAAGACCUGAAGUCUACCAUUCUCAAGCUGAGUCAAACACCUCCGCCUGCAAGUCCGAAGCCUUCCUAUGCAGACGUAUUGCGUUAUGACAUUCUGGUUGCCACAAAGGAGGCUCAAUCUGCCCCUCUUCGAGAAAGCUCCUUCGUCAUUCAUAAUUUGGUUAACGAGAAGAAAGACGAAAAAAUCGUGGAAGAAAUUUGUCAACUAUCGUCGGUCGAAAAAGCUCAAGAAAUUUUUCGGCUUGGAAAGUCUACGACUCCUCCACCCCCGCUUCGCGUUCACCUCCAGAACAAGGACGCCGUCGUCAAAGUCUUGAAGAACUUCAACGAGUUGAAAGGCAAAAUUCCGUCUCUGAGGACCGCCUCCGUUCAACGGGAUAUGAGCAAGACCGAGUUGGAGAAGCAUCGGACGGCUUGGAAAGAAGCUGUUCGACGAAACGACGCGGCCGCAUCCAGGAUUUGGACCGUUCGGGACUUCGAGGUUGUCAAGCUGCGUCUCCCAGCCGGCGUCGAACGUCAUCCUUGGUCCGUGCGCUCCCAAGAACCCAAGGCGAAAUUGUGA
This is a messenger RNA of Caenorhabditis auriculariae, 753 nucleotides long. Lineage: Eukaryota; Metazoa; Nematoda; Chromadorea; Rhabditida; Rhabditidae. The record is from the annotation of a GenBank genome assembly.